Homarus americanus (American lobster) is the source of this 3594-nucleotide messenger RNA. Its product is annotated as nicotinamide phosphoribosyltransferase-like. NCBI's taxonomy places the organism in Eukaryota, Metazoa, Arthropoda, Malacostraca, Decapoda, Nephropidae. The coding region runs from base 49 to 2007 and encodes 652 amino acids. Gene Ontology annotation, biological process: NAD+ biosynthetic process. The transcript is spliced from 14 exons. Gene Ontology annotation, molecular function: nicotinamide phosphoribosyltransferase activity. The record is from RefSeq and is a predicted model, not a curated record.
GGCUCAUGUUUUGUGUUGCCAGUAACAUUCAGUUGACACUAGGCAGCCAUGGGGGAGAGUGUGAUCGACAAUGUUAUUCUUCUUGCUGACUCGUACAAGAUCUCCCACCACCGCCAGUACCCGCCCGGCACCUCAUCAGUGUACUCGUAUUUUGAGUCACGUGGAGGCAGGUUUCCUUACACUGUUUUGUUUGGUCUACAAUACAUACUGAAACGGUGGUUACAAGGUUCUGUAGUCACAAAGGAGAAGAUACAGGAGGCUAAAGAACUCUUUACUGCUCACUUCAAAGGAAACGGUGUUUUCAACGAAGAGGGAUGGAAUUACAUCGUAGAACGUCAUGGUGGAAGGUUACCCCUGCGUGUUUGUGCUGUACCUGAGGGAACAGUUGUGCCCACAAAAAACGUUCUUUUUACUGUUGAGAGCACCGAUCCCAUGGUGCCCUGGGUCACUAAUUACUUUGAGACAAUAUUUGUACAAGUAUGGUAUCCUAUGACUGUGGCAACAAACUCACGAAUCCAGAAGCAAAUCAUUCAUCAGUACCUCAAGGACACACACGACAACCUGGAGUCUCUUCCUUUCUUGCUGCAUGACUUUGGAUAUCGAGGGGCAUCCUCAGUCGAGAGUGCUGCCAUUGGUGGAGCUUCACAUCUGGUAAACUUUAAGGGAACAGACACUAUAGCUGCAUUGGCCUUCUUACGGAAGUACUACCAUUCACCAAUGGCGGGUUUCUCCAUCCCAGCUUCUGAACAUUCCACUGUCACCACUUGGGGGCGAUCAGGAGAAUCGAGUGCAUUUCGCAACAUGAUGGAAGCCUUUCCUGAUGGUGCUGUGGCAUGUGUGAGUGAUUCAUACGACAUAUGGAAAUGCUGCGAGAAGAUAUGGGGGGAGGAGCUGCGAGACGCUGUGAUCAAGAGAGGCAAAAAUGGAGGCACUCUGUUAAUUAGGCCAGACAGUGGUGAUCCUCCUUCUGUAGUUCUCAAGUGUUUAGAAAUUCUUGGUAAGGCUUAUGGAACAACGGUAAACUCCAAAGGUUACAAACUUCUUCCUCCGUAUUUAAGAGUGAUUCAAGGUGAUGGCAUAUCUUACAGAACCAUAGGAGUUAUAUUGGAGAAUUUGAAGGUUCAUGGUUGGUGUGCUGCAAAUGUUGUCUUUGGCAGUGGAGGAUCCUUACUGCAGAAGGUUGAUCGUGACACUCAGAAAUGUGCUUAUAAGUGCAGUUAUGCAGUCAUCAAUGGUGAGGGUGUGGAUGUGUACAAGCAGCCAAUAAGUGACCCCAGCAAGACUAGCAAGAAGGGACGCUUGGCUCUACACCACGUGAAUGGAACUUAUGUCACUCUUGAGGGAGGAAGAAGUGAUCCUAAACUGGCAUCCUGCGUGUGUGAAGUGAUACAAGAGUUCUUCACAAAGGAACCACACUACUGUCCAUAUCUAAUACAGAGAAGGCCUCAUUGUGUUCCUCCUUUAAAACUUACCUCUCGCUCAUCUUCUUGUGAGAUACAAACUCAAAGAAAGACUUUGAUUUAUAAUACUGCAUUCUCUAAUUUUAAGUCUUCCUCUACUUUGUGUAAACAUAAUCCUAAAGAAAAUAAAAAGCCCUUGCAGGGAAGCAAGAAGAGGUUACAGAAAGCUCCUUAUGCAACCUCAUCAUUUAAUCAACCAUGUUCUGGUUUACUACACAAUAAAAAUAUGUUGAAUUCCCAAAACUUGGCUUAUAAGAUAAAUCAAUGUUGGGAUGCACAAACACCCCAGCCUCCUGUUGACUCUUGCUCUACUGCUUUAUGUGCGUCACCUCCCUUCUUUCAUUAUUCUCCUUCUGAACCUUUCACAUCCUCACCUUUCGUCAUAGAUGCGGUCAUCUCUCAACUGAAUGGCAAGGAUGUGUUGGUCCCAGUGUUUGAGAAUGGAGAAUUGCUUAAAGACUACACCCUGGAGGAGAUAAGAGAAAAGGCAGAUCUGAGCCCAGAAGAUAUUGAUGUUUUCAAGUUUUUGGCUGAAGAAAAAACAUAAUUAUCUCACGAGUUAUGGAAAGAACAGGAAGCAAUAUUGUACCCCCCCCUCCCACAAAAUAAAUACAACCUGUACAACCUGUACUACUGCUACCACUUAAUGUCUUAAUCACUCAUAACUAUCUCACAUGGUCAAGAAAUUCCCACCUGGCAGUCUAUAUCAUUUUAAUGUUGACAUUUAUGUGAAAUGUGGUCUUAACAUCAAUUCCAGAUUCCAGCCAAAACUGACCUGGCACUGACUGUCUUUUGGGGUUAGAUAUGGUUCUUUAUUUAUAGAGGAUGAUAUAAUGUCAAACCACUUCAGAUUAAAUCAAUAAUGAGAUUUUACAAAGAAAAUAUAUCCAUCUAUUAGAGCUGUAAGUGUUUUGAGAUAAAAAAAUCUAAACCUAUCAAUUAUUGAGGAAUAAAAAAAAUUAAGCUCCAAGUAUUUCCAGAUUCGAAAAAGAAGAAAAAAUCUAGACCUAUCAAUAUUUAGAGAAUUAAAAACACUUCAAUUUCCAACAUGAUCAUUACUGUACCUUUGAAAUUAUAAACAAAUAUGAUUCACUUAACAGAAAAAAUAUCUUUCAACCUUUAGUGGCUCACUAUUGUGACCCACUAAAGGUUGAAAGAUAUCAAGAUAUCAACUAUUAACAUAUGAAGCUCUUAUUCAAUGUCUAUUCCUCAAAACAUAACUCUUUUACAGUAUUCCUGUUUUGCAAGUUUUCAUUACAAAAUGCAACAAGGCAAACUAAAAUCCAUCAAAAGUCAGGUCAUAGCUUACAUAAGUAAUAACAUGUAGGUGCUCUAAGAAUGAGUUAUGCAAUUGUAUAUAACUUUUAUGACUAAUUAAUCCAGUCUUUCUUAGUGCUGGAUGUUGAUGGUGUAUCCACUUGACCUUGUUUCUGCCUUGGGCUAAUACUACUGUAAGUCUUGUAUGUCCUGGCUGUGUCUAGUUUUACCUGUAAAAACAAACUCCUUUUUCACUCUUAUCACUACAUAGUAUACAACAAUCAGGACUGGAACAAGCCACAAAAUUUGUUGUGUACAGUUGUGGACAAAAGUCCUGUCACCUUUCCUGCUACUCCACAAACUGCGAGAUUCAGGCUCAUGAACCCAAAGCAGCUGACACGAGGCAUUACUCUGUCCAUAAAUGCUUCAGAUUCAUGAGUCUGAAUCUCAGGGUUUGUGGAACAAUAGAGGUGACAGGACUUGACUUUUGUUCACGAAUGUACAUCACUACUCUUUAAGCAGUGUUUAUUCACUUAGGGAGGGAGGGAGGAAGGAAGGAAGGAAGGAAGUGAGUGUGUGUGUGUGUGUGUUUUUUUUGACAUUAAUAAUGCACAAAAAAUUUUGACUAACACAAUUAAAAUCUCUUACUAAGCAUAUACAGUAAAACUCCCAUAAUUCGAAAAAAUAAGGGCUCUAGCCCUUACAAAAUAUGAGAUUUUACAAAAUUAGAGGGACACCACCAGAGGGGAAGAAAAUCAAUGGAACUUUCCAUUUAAACCUUAAUGCAAGUAAAUCACUGUAGGUGCGCGUGAUCUAGGUAUAUGCUGAUAACCACAAAAUUGUCCAGCUUGCACAAGCUGGACAAUUUUGUAAUUAA